Striga hermonthica is the source of this 1785-nucleotide messenger RNA. NCBI's taxonomy places the organism in Eukaryota, Viridiplantae, Streptophyta, Magnoliopsida, Lamiales, Orobanchaceae. The record is from the annotation of a GenBank genome assembly.
AUGCAGGGCCACCUACCUCACCCCGUCACCCCCAUCUCCGACGCCGACUUCCUGAUCAGGCGCGGCAAGAAGAGGGGGGGCUACAACUGCGGCCGCUGCGGGCUGCCCAAGAAGGGCCACCGGUGCCCUUACCCCACCGAAGACGCCGACCCGGCGACCCCCAUGUCCACACCGACCGCCGCCGCCGAAGAUCAGUCAUCCGCACCCGCCACGCUCGGGUCGGCGGUGGCGGCGGAGAAGCUGGUCUGCGCGACGCCACCGCCCGCGGUCCGGCGCCGGCGAGCUCUGUUGUUUGAUGACACCAGCGUAGCUGAAUCGAUCGAUGUUCUGGACGAGGAGCGGUUCGAUCUGGAGGAGGAGGAUCCGGAUCUGGACGGGUCGGGUGGGCUGCCGAUGAGCUGCCUGUGGGAGGUUCUGCGGAGGCUGCCUCCGGCGGGGCUGCUCUCGGCGGCGAGGGUGUGCAGGGGGUGGAGAGAGACGACUAGAAAGCUGUGGCGUGCGGCGGAGGAGCUCCGUCUCAGAGUCCCGGCUAAGGCGCAGAUUGAAUUUGUGGGGUCCAUUCUGCAGAAAUGCCCUGGCCUGUUAAGACUAUCGAUUAGAAUCGAAAGUGAUUUUGAUGCAACAAUGCUGGCCUGUAUUGCCUUCUCUUGCCCAAACUUGCAGUCUCUGGAGAUCUUUACUGCUGAUUCCUCUACUAAUCGGAUCUCUGGGGAUGAGUUGAGUCGUUUUAUUGCCGAUAAAAGAUGCCUAACCAGUCUCAAGAUGGAAGGUGGCUGUAACCUUGAGGGUUUUAUAUUGUCUUCAACUAGUCUCUCUACUCUCUGGCUUUCAGAUCUUCACUCCCUUUCUAAGAUGAUUUUCAACUGCCCAAAUUUAAAGGAGCUUUCUUUGAACUUUUCUUGCCAAGAAAACGAUAACACUGACCUUAGAACUGUUAUGGAUGCAUUGGGAAGAAGCUGCCCUAAGCUUCAAAACAUCCAUAUUUCUUCAGUUUUGCUCUCACAUGACGUUGUGUUAGCCCUCUCAGCUGCAAAUUUGAGGGGAUUGCGAAUGCUAUCUCUUGUUCUUGGACCAGGGAUAACCGAUGCUUCAGUGGCAGCUAUUGCUUCAAGUUUUCCAAAACUGGAGUUGCUCGAUUUAAGUGGGUCUAGCAUCAGUGACAGUGGCAUUGGGAUGAUUUGCAAUGUCUUUCCCGAUACUUUAUCGAAACUUCUACUUGCUCUUUGUCCAAACAUCACUUCAAGUGGCAUUCAAUUUGCUGCUGCCGAGCUUCCUCGUCUAGAACUUAUGGACUGUGGAAUGACCAUUUGUGAUCCCAAUUCUGAAAAAAACUCCAAUGAAGAGGAUAAUAACGAUCCUGAAUUACAAAAGACGUCCAAUAGCUCGCCACACAUUACACACCAGAAGUUAAUUAUCAAGCACAAUCGCAUGAAGAAACUAAGCUUAUGGGGUUGUUCUGGCCUUGAUGCUUUGUAUUUAAAUUGUCCUCGUCUUACUGAAUUGAACCUCAAUUCUUGUAGGAAUUUGCAUCCAGAGAGACUGCUACUUCACUGUGUCGAUCUAGAAAGUGUGCAUGCUUCUGAUUGUGAAGAAAUGCUUGUAAAGACCAUUGAAGCUCAGGUUUUGGGUGAUUUUGGUGCUUCUGAUAAUCAGUUUCCCUCCAAAAGAUUGCCCGAUGGCUCGAAAAGGGUUCGGAUUCCAUAUUUCUGCAGCCCUGGGCCAUGUGAGGAUUAUGAUAAUAAACGUCGUAGGGUUGUGAAAAGAUCGGUGAAUGUGAUGCCGUAA